AUGAGACUAGUUUAAAAAGCUAUGAGAUAAAAAUUAUUCCUAUCUACCAAUACAUCUCUAGCUGGUUUAGUCGGAACUAAAUAACAAUUGGAUACUAAUCAUAUAAAACAAGACUUUGAUUAGAUCAAGCUCAAUUACAAUUUUUAAUAAAAUACAGCCAGAGAAAGCUCUCAAAAAAUGAGACUAGAGAAUUUUCCAAAUAUUGAGAAGAUUAAAAAUUACGAGGAAAAUAUAGAUACAGAUGACAAUCAAGAGGAGGUUAAGAAAUUACCAAGAGUUGCUAACGAUUAGAAUGAAAAAAUUCCAAAUAUUGAUCAUCAAGAAGACUAAAUAUAAAAUUUGUCAAACUCGUUAAUUUCAAAAAAUGACAGUAACAGUCCUUCAUCAAGUGAGUUCAAUUAAUUAGUUAAAAAGAUUUUGUUAAAUCAGCCAAAUGUGAAAUCUAAAUUCUUAUAACCAAUCAAUUAAAUGCAAGAUAAUAUUGAUACUAUAAAUUCAAGAUAAAAUAAUAACAGUGCUAAUAUUAUCAUGAAUAGAAGGAAACUAAAAAAUAAAUUUAUGAGAGAAGAUGUGAAUAAUAAAUUUAAUAAUUUCCAAUAGUAACUCUAAAUGGCUGAAAACGAGAAUAUUCUCAUUAAUUCAGACCAAAUUGAUGAUUAAAAUAAUUAAUUAGAAAAAGAAAAAGAUGAAUUGGCUUUUGAAGAAUAUGAGUUUAUCAGUAUUAAAAGAAAGAAGGAAAGCUUAAAUUUUUUAUGA
This is a messenger RNA of Stylonychia lemnae, 756 nucleotides long. The record is from the annotation of a GenBank genome assembly. NCBI's taxonomy places the organism in Eukaryota, Ciliophora, Spirotrichea, Sporadotrichida, Oxytrichidae.